AUGAAUUUUAAGAAAGAAACUUUAGAAUUACUUGGAUAUGAAAGCAAUAAGUGCUCAAUUCCAAAAACUUUACUUGAUAACUUUACUGCUUUUUUUACUGAAUAAUAACAAUUACCUCUAGCGAAUGAACCUCCCGAAUAUUUUGAGAAUGGAUUAAUAUUUAUGUCAGCUAUAAGCUAAAGUACCACGCCCUAGGUCUCAGCCUAAUAAUUAAGGUCUGUGCAAUCUAAAGGUUCCAAGGGAAAGAUCAGAACUUUUUUUCCUUAAAGUAAUUAUCAUCCAACACCUUAAUUAGAAUGGCCCGUUCACAAAGCUAACAUGAGUCCCUUUUCAUUUUCAAAAUAUUCUCACUUUCAAUCUUUGACAAGCCGAUAUUGGUACUACUUGGACAAUAGUAAUACUGUAUAAGGUCCCUUUUCUUGUGUGGAAAUGGAUAACUGGUAUCGAAAAAAUCUCCUCAAUCUUGAUCUGUUGAUUAGCUACAAGUCUCAUGAUCUGACUUCGUUUGUGAAAAUUCAAGAUAUCUUAAAGGAUUCCGAAAAUCCUAAAUGCGAUAAAAUGUUGCGUCAACUUUAUAAAAGAGCAUCAAGUGCUAAAAGAAUUAAAGAUCAAAAUUCAAGUACUUCACCUGUAAGCAAGGCGUCAACUGAAAUAUCAACUAGCAACAACAACAGCUGCUAAAAAUCUAGAUAACCCAUUUGGGGAGUUGAUACCGAGUAUUUUUUAGGUUUUUGA
This is a messenger RNA of Paramecium tetraurelia, 735 nucleotides long. RefSeq lists its product as uncharacterized. The transcript has 4 exons. The record is from RefSeq and is a predicted model, not a curated record. Gene Ontology annotation, molecular function: protein binding. Lineage: Eukaryota; Ciliophora; Oligohymenophorea; Peniculida; Parameciidae.